Molecule: messenger RNA, 1637 nt
Organism: Ricinus communis (castor bean)
Lineage: Eukaryota; Viridiplantae; Streptophyta; Magnoliopsida; Malpighiales; Euphorbiaceae
Product: zinc finger protein 4
Exons: 1
Coding region: 476-1090 (204 amino acids)
Source: RefSeq, a predicted model, not a curated record
UGAGAGUGAGCAUCUCUAAAGCUAGCCAAGUGAAGACAGAAAACUAUAGCAAGCAGAUAUACUAGAGGAUUAGAAGUAACCAUGGCAGGCAGUGUUGAUUAACGUUAAGAUUAUGAUUUUGACCCUAGAUUGUCAACCUUGAAUUUCUUUAAAGUUGCUCCAAAAGAGAACAAUGUAAAGUUGGUUUGAUUUGAAUAGAGAGAAGGAAAGGAGGAAAAUUGCAAAGUGGGGAAUCCUAAGCUUGACGAGGGCAACAGUGAAGAUGACACAAGCAUUGUCUCCUGAAACACCAAGCAUCGCCAAGUGGGGUCGCUAAAUUGAAACGAGAUAAAAUUAAAAAACAUCCCAAUCUAACUCUCUCCAAUGCAAUCUCUUAGUUCAUUUAUUUCCUCUCUUCCACUUUGAUCUAAGCCCUUCAAAUAGUUUCUCACAAUCAUUCCAGCUUCUCUACUCUCUCUACACACAAAAAGAAGACAUGAUUUUCAAGGAAGAUGAGACUGAAGCCAUUGAAAUAGCCACCAACAUGCACCAAGUUGAAUCAAGAAUCUACAGCAGCAGCAGCAAUCGAGAAACUGAAGAAAGCAAUCCAGGAGAGUGGUUGAAUCUGAGCCUAGGUGGAAAUUCUAUGUCAGCAGCAGGAGAUAGUUCACUCUCGACAGCAGGAGACUAUGAUCUACAGUCAAGACCUACUUCCAGCAAGGUUUUCUCAUGUAACUUUUGCAGGAGGAAGUUCUAUAGUUCACAGGCACUUGGGGGCCAUCAAAAUGCUCACAAGAGGGAGAGAGGUGCAGCCAGAAGAUAUCACUCCCAAAGAAUGAUGACAAUUAUGGGUUUUCCAAUGAGUACUCCGGUGGGCAGAUCGCUUGGAGUCAGACCCCAUGCACUUGUGCACAAAACAAGUAGAGAAGGAACUGGAACUACUGUUGCACCAAGAUUUAAUGAAGUCAAUGGAGGGUUUGGAAUGGCAUGUCUGCCCUUCACGCUUGAGGACGCAAUGGAUUUGAUGUGGCCAGGCAGCUUUCGGUUCGAUGCACAACCACCAGAGCCACCAUCAGAACCACUCGAGCUUGAUUUAAACCUUCGGCUCUGAUCCAUUCCACUAUUCUAGUUUAGAAUCUGUUCUCAUGUUGAUUCUAUUCAAGUAGUUUUUGACCUGUCAUCCAUCAAAUACAGAAGCUAAUAUAUGAGAGCAACCAACCUAUCUGAAAAUUUCACCUGAUAAACACUUGUUCUCCCUUGUAAAAGUAGAAGAAACAUGAAGAAUGACCUUCCAUGUAUGCAUGCCACAGCACAAGAGAAAACUUAUAACUUGCCCCUGCUCUUCAGUUACAUACUGAGAAAUAAAUGCCCCCAGACCUAAUUGAGAAAUAAAUGCCUUCAGACCCACUUAUAUGGCACCAAGUUUGUCAGGAUUUUUUUCUUAAUCCUAAAUAUAAGGUACAAACUUUUUACUCCAACUUACAUUUCUUAAUGUUAUAACAAUUUUUGUUCUGUUUUAGUCGAGUUUCAGGGGAUGUGCUAGUUCUUUUCCCCCUUUCUAUGUAUCAUGUUAAGUGCAAGUCUGCGCACCUAUGUGAACACCUUUGCACAUGUUUAUGUAUAUAUUCCUCAUGUAUAGCAGCUUUUCUGUUGUUCAA